UAAUAUAGCGCAUUAAAAAAAGGAGAACAAAAAAUCGGGAUUGUAGUUUCAUCCGCAUCUAUUCUUUUUCUUGAAAGAAAAAUUGGACAAAUUUUCUUAUUACAUUGUAAGAAGUUUGUGUAACUGCAGGCCUUUUUCUCCAAACAAUAAAAAACGCAUUGCUGUUGAGUGGAGUUCUUCCGUAUCAUCUAAAUUUUAAGAAUCCAUUUCGCAACCACAGAAAAAAGUGUGUUCACAAACCGUCCUGUGUGCCGUACUCAGAGCGAAAAGGUGAAGAAGGCGGAGCUGUCCCGGUUUUAUCUGCAGUUAGAAGAAAAAUAGCUUGUUCCUUGCAAAUCGGAUUUAGGCACACUUUUUCAGCAGCAGUAAAGGAUCUUAUUCACAUAUAGAUUGUUUUUGGGAAAUGGUAAUGGAAGCACAACCAUCGCCACAAAGCGUUGGCCGCGAAUUCGUGCGCCAAUACUACACUUUACUAAACAAGGCGCCUGAUCAUCUGCAUCGCUUUUAUAACAAUUAUUCAAGUUUUGUACACGGUGGCUUGGAUUCCAAAAACCAAGAAGGAACACCAGUCGUCGGUCAAAAGCAAAUUCAUAACAAAAUUCAACAGCUGAAUUUCCGCGAUUGUCAUGCCAAGAUUAGCCAGGUGGAUUCGCAGGCUACACUUGGAAAUGGCGUGGUUGUGCAAGUGACAGGCGAGUUGUCGAAUGAUGGUCAACCUAUGCGUCGAUUCACGCAAACAUUUGUGCUGGCGGCACAAUCGCCUAAGAAGUAUUAUGUCCAUAACGACAUAUUUCGCUAUCAGGAUGUGUACUCCGAUGAUGAGCUUGACGAGAACGAGCGCUCUGGUGGGGAAGAUGAAGGUGAUAUUGAUAGCAAUGUUGCAGAACAUCAAACUGUUGCUCCUGCUGGUGUAGCCCAAGAUAUUGCUCAUCAAACACAACAGCAGUCUCAACAACUAUACUACCCACCCGGUGUGGUCAGUGCUACCCCAGCGGGGUUAAUUUCUAGUUAUGGUCCAACCCAGCAAGUUCAGCAACCGCACCAAUUAAACGGAGUUCAUGAUGAUCUGUUGAAAACGGUUCCACCGCAAACAGCAGUCAAUAUUCAAUCAACUGGUGGUCAUCCCCCAGUAGGUGCUGUCCAUCUACAGACACCAAUAAUGCAACAAGUUCCCAACAUUUCUACUGGAAUACCGUCAGUCGAUCCAAUACAACAUCUAUCACAACAGCAGGUGGCUCCAUCUCAACAAGCAGUACAGCAAUUUCAACCACAGUCUGUUCCGCAGCAAAUUCCUUCUCAAUCAGUUCCGCCAUUACAAUCAACCCAAUCGGGAAUAAUUCCGGAGCCUGAACCAAUAUCAAGUACUUUAUCUAUGAACGAAAUAGACGCUGUUUUGCCCACUGUUAAUGAUCCCACUCCGGCUGAAGCUAGCGACUCUCAUGAUCUACACCAUGUCGGGCAUGGCACGUCAGAUUUGAUUGAUCAACAUCAAACGCAAAAUGCACCGUUACAACAACAGCUUUCCAGUGAACCGAAGACGUAUGCAAAUUUAGUAAAAUCCGGUGGAGCUGGAGUUAACAGCACUGGUCCAUUAAGUUUCGCUUCAAUUUCGUCAUCCCACCACCACCAUCAACAAACUCAGCAUCAGAACCAGCAGGGCUACAGUAAUUCUAAUUCCACACGGCAGUCUGUUCUAUCUCCACCACCUUCAUCUUCACUACAGUCGUGUAGCUCUGUUAAUAGUAACACUAGUGGCAGUAGCAAUCUUGGCUUGGGCGUAAAUAAAUAUGAUCGUCAACCUCAGCAGGACCUGAGUGGUCAAAAUGCCCCUAUGCCACAACGCGUACCGAAUCAACAGCGACCGAUUCGUGGCAAUGUCCCUUCCAGUGGUGGAAAUCAAUCAAAUUCUCUCAGACAACAGGAUAGUCGUCCGAGUUAUCAACGGAAUUACAACAAUGAUAACGAAGAACGCCGCCAGAGCAGUAGUGCACAAUUUGGUGAUAAUCAUCAACUUUUCUUGGGUAACAUUCCACACCAUGCAACAGAAGAGGAUUUAAAGACGUUGUUCAGUAAAUAUGGUACCGUUGUUGAUUUGCGAAUCCAUUCGAAAGCAGGUCAAAAAAUGCCAGGAGUUCGCGCUACACCCAAUUAUGGUUUCCUCACGUACGAGGACCCAGCUUCGGUACAGAAUUGCCUAUCGAAUAUGCCUCUUUACUUCCCGGAAAAUUCUCCCGAUGGUCAGAAGCUAAACGUUGAAGAAAAAAAGACAAGAAUGCGAGGACCAGGCGAAACGGGUGGUCGUAUCGGUAGUAACAAUCUUAGCGGAAACGGUGGCAAUGGACCACGGGGUGGCCCGGGUGGUCCAGGUAGUCAACAGCGAGGAGGCCCUGGUGGUCCUCCAGGUGGUAAUAUGAAUCGUGGUGGUUCGGGUCAACGCGGAUUAGGCGGAGUAGGUGGCGGAAGUGGACGUGGUGGAUAUCAACGUUCGGACAGAGGAAGCGUAACAGGAGGCGGACAACGGUCCGGAAAUGGAAACUAUCAUCAGUUGAGCCGCUAAAUCAAGUUUCCAGUUCAUUUGAAAAAAAAGGACAACUUUAACACCCGAGCAAUGCGUCAGAAUUAUUGCGGAAAGUUUUCAUUUCAGUAAAAAUAAAUGAACCAUUAAACAUGUGGAAGUCACUGAUACAGAACGUAGUCUGUGCUACAUAAAAUUAAAAAAACGACUUAAGCAAAGGGCAAAUUAGGCUAAUCAUGCAAAGGAGCAAAGUUGACAAGACAUUUGUUUCUGCGAAAUGAAAAGAAUGAACACAAUAAUUUCUACUUAGAAAAUGUGAGAAAUAAAAGCAGAUAAAAUAAUAGUUUAGUUUGUACACAACUAGGCAAUAUUUAGCACUUUUUGAAAUCAUGCUGAUACCAGAUAGGUUUUUUUUAAUUGAAAGAAUGCUUUAAAGGAAACUAAUGGAACUCUAAGAAACUACCAUUUACUUUUAUAUUAUUUAAGGUAUGGAGUGACAGUAAACAUAUUCCGAUGCAAAAUUGUGAUCCAUUACUCUCCCAGCUGAGCAACGUAUCACUUGGUCAGCAAUCGAAACAUUUUAUUUUACAAAAUAACAUGGAAAUGGAAGCGUGGCGUAACGCAGAGAAAUAAAUUUCAAUGCUACUCUCCCCAUUGAAACCGAAAAGUAGUUCUGUCUGGUACAAGGAAUUUAAUUAUUCUUUUUUUAACCUAAUUUCCUCGUCAGGCAUUUCAGAAUAAUGUUUAUAUCGUUUGGUAAUUCUAAAUAGUGCCUAGUGAUAUUCAGAGAGCACAUGUGACGUGUGCCUUAUUGAGUUUAUUUCUGUUCCUUGAAAUGAAUUAUCACAAGCCAAGCAAAACUGAUAGGUAUACUAUAUAAGGACAUGUUUAUUUUUUCAUUGGACUUUUUUUUCUACUAUGCGGUGAACGAGUCAAUACCUACAUCUUUGCAAAGAAGCAACUAAAAAUGAAGCUUGAACAAUAUAAGAGGAUAUGAUUUUUUAAAGGAAAUACAAAUUACGAGUGUGCAAAACAAAAAAAAAACUCCUCUAUGAUUGCAUAUUGGAGACGUAAAUUAUGUUUAGAUAGAACUGUCAUAAAAAGUACACCAAGUAAUUUUGUUCAACUUUUACUUAGGAUUUAAUUUAUUCUUCAAUAAUAAUAAUAAUAAUGAUAAACUGAAUAUUAGUAUAGUAGGUUUAUGAAAUAGUAAAAAUAGUACCAACAAAAACACUUAACGAAAAUCACUACCGCAUCAACUGUUGUUUUUUUUUUCGAAUGUAUUGGCUACCCAAACAAAUAAUCAAGAUCGAAGCCAACUGCAAGCCCGUCAAAACAGUGAAUAAUAAAAAUAUUUGACAAAUUGA
Molecule: messenger RNA, 3882 nt
Organism: Malaya genurostris
Lineage: Eukaryota; Metazoa; Arthropoda; Insecta; Diptera; Culicidae
Gene: rin
Product: ras GTPase-activating protein-binding protein 1
Exons: 6
Coding region: 404-2557 (717 amino acids)
Cellular component (GO): cytosol; ribonucleoprotein complex
Molecular function (GO): mRNA binding
Source: RefSeq, a predicted model, not a curated record